Messenger RNA from Verticillium alfalfae VaMs.102, 1821 nucleotides. Its product is annotated as phenmedipham hydrolase. The transcript is spliced from 2 exons. Lineage: Eukaryota; Fungi; Ascomycota; Sordariomycetes; Glomerellales; Plectosphaerellaceae. The coding region runs from base 1 to 1821 and encodes 606 amino acids. The record is from RefSeq and is a predicted model, not a curated record.
AUGUCGCAGCCCACGGUUCGCCUCCGACAGGGGAUAUAUCGCGGCAAGACACUCAAUGAGGAGCCAACCCACGCCCACUUGCCGCAGACCAUCGAGGCUUUCCUCGGUGUGCCCUACGCCAAGAUCCCCGGCCGGUUCCGUGACGCCGAUCCUCUGCCUUCCAGCGAAGCGACAUUUGAUGCCGUCAAGUACGGCCCCGUGUGUCCCGGCAUCUUGAGCGAGAUGGAUCUCGCCGAAGGAUGGGCCGUGGAUGAAGAUUGUCUCAGCGCGAACGUCUUCCGGCCGGCGGGGCUCAACGAGGACGACGCGGUGCCGGUGGUUGUGUACGUACACGGCGGCGCAUUCAACAUGGGCAAAGGAGGUGAUCGGGCCAUGGCGAGCUUCGUAGCCUAUGCCCGAGGACCCAUCGUCGCCGUCAGCUUCAACUACAGGGUCGGGCCGCUGGGGUUCCUGCCAUCGUCUGCUAUGGAGGAGGAGGGCCUGUUGAAUCUGGGGCUGAGGGACCAGAGGGUUCUGCUGAGAUGGGUCAGGGGUAAUGUUGCGGCAUUUGGCGGAGACCGCGAGAAGGUGACGCUCAUGGGCGUCAGCGCUGGGGCACACUCGAUUGGACACCACCUUCUCACCCCUGACCCUCACAGGGACCCCUCUGCCUCGGCCCCCUCCUACCGAGCCAUUCUCGAAUCCCGCGCGGCCACGGCCCGCUCCGUGCUCUUGGCCCAUCACGCUCGCCACGAGGACCAAUUCAACGAAUACAUCGCUCAUCUCCAUUACCCGUCAUCGCUGUCGAGCCAGGAGAUUGUCCUCCGGCUGCGCGUCGAGCCGCUUCCCCGCCUCCUCGCCGUGCGCCAAGUCUGGCUCCCCUACGCGCCCUCGCUGCGCUGGCCCUUCCAGCCCGUGAUCGACGGGCCUUCAGGCAUCAUCCCCUCGAGCCCUUCCCAGCUCUGGGCAGAGGGCCGCGGAUCCGGGGCCCCGCUGCUCACGGGCUUCAACUCGCACGAGGGCGCCACCUUUGUCCCCGACACGCUCGCCACGGACGCCGACUUUCGCGCCUUCUUCCAGACGCUCCUGCCCGGCCUGUCGACGGUGGACCUCGACGAGCUGAGCGCCCUGUACCCGGCCGAGCCGCAGGCGGCGUACGGCCUGUCGUCGGGCUACCGCGGCGCGCACUUCCCGCGGGCCGCCGCCGCCUACGCGCACCAGGCGUACGUCGCGCCCGUGCUGUGGACCGCGUGCUGCGCCGCCAGCAGGGGCGCUGACGUCUGGGUGUACGAGUUCGCCGCGCGCGGGCCCGUCUUUGGGGGCGCGGGCCACGGCGAGGAGGGCGGCGUCGUCGCGCGCGACAGGCUCGUCGUCGCGCCGUUUGAGGGCCUCAACAGGGUGGCCGAGGCCAUGCACGCGCGAUUCAGCCGGUUUAUCCAGACUGGAGCGCCUGACGGAGGCCCUGGCGGAGAUGCGCAUGCUGCCGCGUCAGGCCAUGAUGCUGAUUCUGGAUCUGGUCCUGGUCGUGGUUCUGGUCCAGGCGCUGUCGGAGAUGACGUCUCGUGGUCGAGAUUUAUGCCCCCUUUUGACGGUGAUCGGCAGGCGUCGGCCGUGAAGGAUUUCGACCUGGCGGCCGGCAGAAUCCUCGUGUUUGGCGGGGGAAAUGAUGAGCGUGCCGGUGGCGCGAGCCCGGGGACCGUCGCGCGCAUGCGGCCGCUCACAGCGCGCGAGAUAAGUCAGUGUCGCUUCUGGUGGCAGCGCGCCCAUCUUGGCCAAGGGACGGGGGAGGCGAGGGCGGCGGCAGGGCGGCUAAGCGAUGCCAUAGAGACGCCCUCCACAUAG